AUGAAUAAUAAUAGUAAAACCGUGAUUCAAUUAAUAGUUUUUUUGAUUUUGGUCAUCUUAUCAGAAGCCUUACCUAAAUAUGAAGAAAAUCCAAAAGCUUACGCCGAGAAAGCGCCCAGGAGUCGAUCAUAUCAUAGCCAAAACAAAACCGAGUUGCUUGAACCUAAGAUUGCCGCAACAAAAGAUCGACUUGAACGUCUGGGGUACACUACUGGCUAUGGAACAUUAAAUGGCUAUUCGGGAGCAACUGGGUUAUCGGCAUACAACCCCAUUAAACUUGAUCUUGGUGGAGUUGUUCUCGGCACGCUUGUGGGUAUUGGUGCAAUUAUAAUCAUACCUAAAUUGCUUGCCGCUUUUCAUGGAGGCUAUGGUGGAUAUGGACGAAAUGAAGACGGCAACAAUAACGAUUUAACAUACUUGAGUAUGAUGAUUAACAAGAUUGAUGAUGUCCUGGGUCAAAAUAAUAUUGAUUCUACAAACUGUAUGCAGCGUACCAUUUGCGGAUACGUGCGCACAACGGAGUACAAUAUCAAAACUGGAGAAUCAGACCAAAUUGAUGAGCUCAUUCACAUGUUGUCAGAGAAUUCUCUUGUCGAUUAUCUGUUGGACGGCACAGCAAUUAAAGAAGCUGUGGCAUAUGGAAAAAAAUCGAAUGCUAAAUCAUGUGAAGAUCUUUACCCAAACUGUCUUAUGGAUAGCAAAUCUAUUAAAAGUAUACUGGUAAAACUCUUGCCAAAGAAGACAGAAGUGUCGAAAUCAAUUUUAUAAGUAAUUAAGAUUCAGAAAUAGUAA
Molecule: messenger RNA, 792 nt
Organism: Scaptodrosophila lebanonensis
Lineage: Eukaryota; Metazoa; Arthropoda; Insecta; Diptera; Drosophilidae
Gene: Desi
Exons: 5
Coding region: 1-768 (255 amino acids)
Source: RefSeq, a predicted model, not a curated record